Molecule: messenger RNA, 1176 nt
Organism: Penicillium canariense
Lineage: Eukaryota; Fungi; Ascomycota; Eurotiomycetes; Eurotiales; Aspergillaceae
Product: Non-reducing polyketide synthase vrtA
Exons: 3
Coding region: 1-1176 (391 amino acids)
Molecular function (GO): transferase activity
Source: RefSeq, a predicted model, not a curated record
AUGUCUCUUUCUAUCCAAGUCGAGGACAAGGCCUGGGAGAAGAGCGGCGUCUGCAAUGAGCCGAUGGCGCUCGAUUUUGGCAACAAGUUCCCAAGUGAAGGCUUGACCGACUUGUUUCGCCGCCUACAACAGCACAGCAAGGAGAGGGGGUUUCGGUUCCUCAAUGCCCAUUUCGGAGAGUCGACGCUUGUCCUGCAAGAGGAAAUUUCCAAGCUGCCACCCCAUAUCAGGAGCCAGGUGCCGCACUUUGACAACAUCGCAACGCUGUCGGAGAACGGCUAUCUGCGAUAUCUUGGUCUGGGACCCGCCAUAGAAAGCGCCCUACUCAUUGUCCUGCAGCUGGGCCUGUUUAUCAGGCAUCAUGAGGCACUUGAAAGGAAACUGAAUAGGCCCGAGAAGGUGACAACAGUGGCAGGCAAAAGCAUGGGUCUCUUCCCUGGAGCCGCAGUGGCCCAGUCCACCACACUCGCAGAGGUGGUCAAGAACGGAGCCGAGGCUCUGCGAGCUUCCUUCUGCCUAGGUGUGUACGUCGGCAACCUUACUCAAAAGCUGGAGGCACAACGGCCCGACGGCUUUCAGUCGAUCUUGGCGCACGGCGUCACCGGCAUGACGGAAGAGUCGGUGCGAGGCGAACUGAAUCGAAUCAAAGAGGAGCUGGAGAAGCCAGAACGCUCCACCUCGGGGCCGUCAAGAGCAUUAUUUGCCAUGGAGGGGCGGACGGUACCUCCUCACUCAUUGAGAUGGCUCUCAUAUCCCAGCGCUCCUACAUUUCUUCCGUUCGAUCGUCCCGAGGUCGGCGACGAGUCACCCAUCGGGUGCAGCGAGAGAUUGGGCACGGAGACGGGCAACAGGCCGCUGAUCCGGCACGACAUCGAGGCCAUGCGCCCGCCGAAAGGCAAUGCGGCCGAUGCGUGCCACGAGUUUGCCCUCCACGACAUGGUAUGCCCUUCGGGCAAGAUAAAGCCUGGCGUCGAGCUUCCGCUGGCCUGGAGGUUCGCCAUCCACAUCAGGCCGAGCAGGGUAGACGAGCUCACAAGCCAGGCAGCCGGGUCUUUAUUGCUCAUCGGCCUGCAUUGUGCGCCGGACGCCAGCGAUGUCGAGGGCAUCGCCGCUCGCGUGACCAAGUCGCCGCCGUCGCAGGUCCAGGAGCAGCUGCUCACCCAUGCUUUCUCCUGA